Molecule: messenger RNA, 3917 nt
Organism: Poecile atricapillus (Black-capped chickadee)
Lineage: Eukaryota; Metazoa; Chordata; Aves; Passeriformes; Paridae
Gene: INHBB
Product: inhibin subunit beta B
Exons: 2
Coding region: 739-1917 (392 amino acids)
Biological process (GO): BMP signaling pathway; SMAD protein signal transduction
Cellular component (GO): extracellular region
Molecular function (GO): cytokine activity; growth factor activity
Source: RefSeq, a predicted model, not a curated record
AAGCAGCGGGCGCUGAAGGGGGACAACCGAGCGGCGCGGAGCCGACCUGCUCAGAGACCUGCACCCACGGAUUGUCUUGCGGGGGCGGAGUGGGCGGGGGGGUACAAGUGGCAUUUCUCCCCCCCCCCUCCUUCCAGACUAUAAAUUGGAUUGUAUAUAAAUCUGCUUCGUUUAUCUCCCUGGCCCCCCUCAAUGACGCUGGACUAGAGAGCUCCUCUCCGCGGCCCGCCCGGACCUGCCGAAGCGAGCGAUGGACCACGAGCGACUGCGCCCGGGGAUGCCCCUCUGAAGCGACGCGGGGCACCGGGGCAGAGCGGCGCCGCCUCUCCCCUGCUCCCCGGAUCCCCUCGCACCUCCGGCUCGCUCCCCGCUCCCCCUCCCUCCUCCCCGGGCUCCGCAGCCACCCCCUCACCUGCUGCCGUCCCCCUCCCCCGUGGAGCCGGGCUCUCUCCGUGCACGCCAAGCCUGUUCCCCCCCCCACCCCCCCCCGCCGCCAACUUCGCCCUCGGUGCCUGCGCGUGCAGCCUCCCCCCUCCGCCUCCCCGGCGGCACACGCCGCUUCCCCGGGCGCCCCCUCCCUCCGCCGCGGCUCCCCCCCUGCGCGGAGCGGUUGCGGCCCCCCAGCUUGGCUGCCACCGCCCCCUCCGCGCCGCGGAGCGCUCGGAGCGGCGCUGCCUGCAGACGGGCUCCCUGCGGCGCUCCGGGGCGGCCCCCAGCUCGGCCCCCCGCUCCUCCGCCAUGGACGGGGCGGCUCGCCGGGGGGUGCUGGCCGCGCUGCUGGCCUGCGGGCUGCUCCUGCUGGGCGCCGCGGCCACCCCGACCCCGCCGGCCCCCGCCGGCGGCUCCCCGCAGGACACAUGCACCUCUUGCGGCUUCCGGCGGCCCGAGGAGCCGGGCAAGGUGGACGGGGAUUUCCUGGAGGCGGUGAAGAGGCACAUCCUGAGCCGGCUGCAGAUGCGGGACCGGCCCAACAUCACGCACGCCGUGCCCAAGGCGGCCAUGGUCACGGCGCUGCGCAAGCUGCACGCCGGCAAGGUGCGGGAGGACGGCCGCGUGGAGAUCCCCAGCCUGGACGGGCAGGCGAGCGCCGGGCCCCCGGCCCACGACCCGGUCUCCGAGAUCAUCAGCUUCGCCGAGACAGACGAUCUGGCCUCAUCUAGAGUCCGCCUCUAUUUCUUCAUCUCGAAUGAAGGGAACCAGAACUUGUUUGUCGUUCAAGCCAGCCUGUGGCUUUACUUGAAGCUGCUUCCAUAUGUCUUAGAGAAAGGCAGCAGGCGAAAAGUAAGAGUCAAAGUCUAUUUCCAAGACCCGGACACUAGCAACAAGUGGAAUGUGGUUGAAAAGAAAGUUGAUCUCAAAAGAAGUGGUUGGCACACUUUUCCCAUGACAGAGGCGAUCCAGGCUCUGUUUGAGAGAGGAGAAAGGAGACUGAACUUGGAUGUUCAAUGUGAGGGCUGUGAAGAGUAUUCAGUGCUGCCAAUUUAUGUGGACCCCGGGGAGGAAUCCCACCGGCCUUUUUUAGUGGUGCAAGCCCGCCUCGCUGAUAACAAACACAGGAUCCGGAAAAGAGGCCUGGAGUGCGAUGGCAGGACCAAUCUAUGUUGCAGGCAACAGUUUUACAUUGACUUUAGACUCAUUGGGUGGAAUGACUGGAUCAUAGCACCAUCAGGUUACUAUGGGAAUUACUGUGAAGGGAGCUGCCCGGCCUACUUGGCCGGUGUCCCGGGGUCGGCUUCCUCCUUUCACACCGCUGUCGUGAAUCAGUACCGAAUGCGGGGGCUGAACCCGGGCACCGUGAACUCCUGUUGCAUUCCAACCAAACUUAGCACAAUGUCAAUGCUGUACUUUGAUGAUGAAUACAACAUUGUGAAAAGGGACGUUCCCAAUAUGAUUGUGGAAGAAUGUGGUUGUGCUUGAUUUAAGGUGUGUUUUGGGGGGGGAGAGAGAGAGAGAGAGAGGGAGAGAGAGAGAAACAUUCCCGUACAAGAUGGUGUUGGAGGAAGUUUCACUGUGUAUCCAGGCAUCAGUGUUGGAAAGUCACUGUGGAAAAGUUUGACAAAAAAAAAAAAGAAAAAAAAAAGAAAAAAAAUAAUCAUUUCACUUUGGUGUCAGGACAGUGGCAGUUUGUGGAUCAUGGACACUUAUAUAUUCUAUCACUUAUAAGUUAACGCUAUGAAAUAUCUUAAAGAUACACACACACACACACACACAAACACACACACGAAAUGUGGGCACGCACACAGACACGCGCUCAUACACACAGACACAGACACACACACACACGAAGCAGCUCGGAAAGGGGACAUGAGCACAGAAAGUCAGUGACCAGUGACGACGGACCUAAAUGCCUGCCAGUACGAGUGAACGGCUGAGCAGCUGUUUUCCCCGCCUGCGGGCGAAGCCAGACCGAAAUGAGCUCCCUUUGCUCAGGCAAAAGCACAGACUGUGAGAACACAACGUAUUCUUGCACGCAGGUGUCAAAAUGACCAAACUUAGAAAAUUAAAAAAAAAACAAAAAAGAAAAAAAAAAAGUUGACUGUCACCUCUUAGGUCUAGCAGGAAGCUGCAGGACACCUGCCUUGGGAGGCGAUCACUUCCUCUUAAUUUAAAUUUAUCUAAACAUAAACAUCACAGAUACCCGCUUCUUCCUACAGCACUUCCAGCAAGGAAUCGUGUGGUUCCAUCAGGGGGAGAGAGAGAGAGGAACAAAAAAGGGACAGACAUGUAAGAAACUGCUGUAUUUCUAACACCUGGCCGUUGCAGAGUCACAAGCUGGGCUGGCGUGAUCCGAUGCUUUCACUGCCCACUAGCAACCCAUGGUUGGCUACACCUGCUGUGUCUUGGAAAAGGGAAUCGAUACCAUAUCUGGACUGUGUUGACUGUUGGCAUCUCUCACUGUUCGAAGAACAAAAAGUCAAAAGUUGCAAUCUGUGUUCUUCAAUGGGGGACUCAGCAAGGCUACGUCACGUGGGGGAUAAGCAAACAAGCCAUGGCCACCACGGCUAAACCAAUGAACCCUAAAGAGGAGUGACAGCGACAGAGUGGAGACGUUCUGGGAAAUGCAGUGCGUUUAAUAACAGGCGAGGAACAUUUUUACAGUCUUGGAAAGGAGGAGAGAGGAGAGUGCUUUCAAUUUCCUUACCAGGAGGUGUCAAGGAUGGCCAUAAAGAUCAGAAAAUAAUGAUACAGCAUAGCACUUGCAAACUGCUUGAAUGCACGUAUAAUAGCACUUGCAAAUUUCAAUGCCUUGAAAAGUGGUACUUGAUAGUGCACUUAUCUUUGCUCACUAUCUAGGUAAACAGGUGCCGCAUGAGCUAUGCAAUUUAAAGUGUUGACCCAUACUAGACAAAACUGGACUUAUGAUAUGACUUUUUUAUAUUUUUUUAUACUUGAAAUUAAAUCUUUUGCUUCUUUUUUAAAGCGAAUGAUUGCUUUUAAUGUUUGCACUGAUUUAGUUGCAUGAUUAGUCAAAAACUGCCAUUUGAAAAAAAAUGUUAUUUUUAUAGCAGCAAAAAAUGAAUACAGUUAAAUGUAUUAUACAUAAAUUUUGGAACCAAAGAGGCCAACAUAUUAGUUAUAAUUUUUAUGAGAUGGCAAAGCCAUCAUAUAUCAUGUAGUCAUACUGAGCAAUCCCUCACGAGGCCUACCAAUUGUUUCAGGGUACAAAAUGGAUUCUGUUUGUUCUAUUCAGUGUCUUUUCUAUACCAUACGCACAUGGAAUGUAGAGUGAAAAAAAAGUGACUAUUGUAGAAUACAUUACAAUAUGUGCAUCCUUUAAAUCCAAUUUUUAUGUUUAUUUAAUAAAGUUCCUUUUAGGUUCUGUUCCAUAAUAAUUUAAACCAAACAAUUUUCACUUAGAUUUGCUGUUGAAGUAUUUUACAUUUGUGUACAGUUUAAAUAAAUAAAAAAGAUUGGAA